AGCACUACAUAAACCUGAAGAGACCCUUGAGUAGAUCAAACAACAUAAGGCUUUGUACAAAAAUGGAAUCAAGAAUUACAGGAAAUCUGAGGAUUGUGCUGCUGGGUAAAACUGGAUCAGGAAAGAGUGCAACUGGAAACACCAUCCUGGGCAGAAUCGCAUUUGAAGAGGACAUUAAUCCAGAAUCAGUUACUCAAGAAUGUGAGAAACAAGACACAACAAAUGGUAACAGGAACAUCUUGAUAGUUGACACUCCAGGACUCCAGGAUCCAUCAGUGCAUGAAAGAAAAGUGGAGGAAGAAAUAGAGAAGUGUUUGGAGAUGUCUGCUCCUGGUCCUCAUGUGUUUCUGCUGGUGGUCAGAGCAGAUGCGAGAUUUACAAAGGAAGAGAAGGAUGCAGUGGAAUGGAUUCAGAAGAACUUUGGAAAAGAAGCAGUACGUCAUACCAUUGUUCUCUUCACUCAUGCUGACAAACUGAAGGAUAAACCUCUUGAAGAUCAUAUCCAAGAGUGUGACGAUGUACUGGAGUUUGUUCGCAGCUGUGGUGGCAGAUAUCACGCAUUCAACAAUGUGAAUAGACAGAAUCAAGAUCAAGUCACAAAGCUGCUGGAAAAGAUGGAUAAACUGGUGGAGAGUAAUUAUGGGAAUUAUUACACUAAUGCAUAUAUGUAUAAACAAGCCCAGAAAAAGCACAACUGGUGGAAAACUGGAUUUGUAGUUUGCGGAUUAUCAAUUAUUGUAGUAGUAGUAGUAAUUACACUAAAAAAAGGCAAAGCAUUGAAAGAAUAAGUCCAACAUAUUAGCUGAUUUGAAUUGUAAAUAAUGUUUUGUAAGUACAGAAGACCAGUACAAACGUGUUUUUGCUGUAAACAGUUGUAUUCAUUUUGGAAAUGUGUUAUUGGUUUUAAAAAUUGGUUAGUAGUUAUUCAUUUUUCUUAUUAUUUAUAACAAUCUCCUGCUGUGCUGUAUUUCAAUUCUUCAUAUUUUCAUAAUGAUCAGCCUUCAGUGGAGAGAGUCUCCCAAGAAGAGAAUCUCAAUUGCGCUUUUUUUCUCCAUGUUUCACACGAUUGGCUGUUCGCUGCAAUCGUCACUUGUUCAUGUGCAUGAGCGCUUGAACUAAUCAUAAAUUCAGGAUCAAAGCCUGAGUUGACAGAGUAUGUUCAUGAGCAGUAUCAUGGUAUCAAUAAAGCCUGAUUGGAUUGGUUUGGUUUGGUUUUGUCAACUCAAAACCAAUCCUGGAACACUGACUUUGUUCAACGACCUUCAUGGGAUAGGCCACUAGUUUAAUAGUACAGACUUUUGAAGGCAACUCUAUUGCCCCCUUUAGUACUGAGGUUUGUUACCACAAAAAAUUAGCAUAUUAAGCAUAUUCAACUGGACCGCAUGUUUGCAAUGCAGUGGCCAAGCGCUCACAUCUGCAUACUUGCGUAGAGUAUAUUUAAGCCUUAAUACUUAUGACUAGGACUUGAUGUUAUGCGUGUUUAUAUAUUUUCAUUGUGCGAGAAUGAAAAUCAA
Molecule: messenger RNA, 1514 nt
Organism: Xyrauchen texanus (razorback sucker)
Lineage: Eukaryota; Metazoa; Chordata; Actinopteri; Cypriniformes; Catostomidae
Product: GTPase IMAP family member 2-like
Exons: 2
Coding region: 63-788 (241 amino acids)
Molecular function (GO): GTP binding
Source: RefSeq, a predicted model, not a curated record